Messenger RNA from Echinops telfairi (small Madagascar hedgehog), 2274 nucleotides. It is a transcript of the gene PPP1R2, whose product is annotated as protein phosphatase 1 regulatory inhibitor subunit 2. The record is from RefSeq and is a predicted model, not a curated record. Gene Ontology annotation, molecular function: protein phosphatase inhibitor activity. Lineage: Eukaryota; Metazoa; Chordata; Mammalia; Afrosoricida; Tenrecidae. Gene Ontology annotation, biological process: regulation of signal transduction. The coding region runs from base 1 to 558 and encodes 185 amino acids. The transcript has 7 exons.
AUGGAAAAUAUUACAGUCACCCUUUUUCUGAGCGAUGCCUGGCAGGCCCAAGGUUUCGAAGAUAAAAAGUCCCAGAAGUGGGAUGAAAUGAACAUCCUGGCAACAUAUCAUCCAGCAGACAAAGACUAUGGUUUAAUGAAAAUAGAUGAACCUAGCACUCCUUACCAUAGUAUGAUUGGUGAUGAUGAUGAUGUUUUGAGUGAGUCAGAAACCACUGAAGCCAUGACCCCCGAUAUCUUAGCUAAGAAAUUAACUGCUGCUGAAGGCUUUGACCCAAAAUAUCGGCUUCAGGACCAAGAAAGCAGUGAGGAGGAGGAGGAUUAUGACCUGUCACCUGAAGAACAAGAAAAGAAGCGACAGUUUGAAAUGAAAAGGAAGCUCCACUACAACGAAGGACUGAAUAUUAAAUUAGCUAGACAAUUAAUUUCAAAAGACCUGCAUGAUGACGAGGAGGAUGACUCUGAAGAAAUGCUAGAGGGUGCAGAUGGAGAAAAGAUGAAUACAGAAGAAUCAAAUCAAGGAUUUACUAUGAGUGACCAGCUGCAACACAAAUCAUAGUUCUUAGAAGAGAUUUGUUCAACGUUGCAAUUGUCAAAUAUAAACCUGUUACUAUAAUACACUUCUUGUUCUCUACAAUUCAUUAUUUCAGUGCUGAAAUACAUACCAAUUAUAAUAUAUUGCCAAGAAUUAAAUGGUAACCAUAGAGACUGAUUAGCCUGAAAAUACCUAAUUGAUAUGUAUAUUAUUGUGCCUAGUACUUCACCACAAACAUGGUGUAAUAUCAUUAGUCCAAAACCACAUUACUUUUAUAAGAACAAUGGUUCAUUUGUAUAAGAUAAUAUAGCUUUUUAUGCGUUAGAGGUUAAACUAUCUUUUUUGAGGGGUGGGAGCCUAAUUUAUUUUGUUCUAGACAUAGUUACUACUAUUAAAAAGUGUUUGUGGUUUUGGUUUUAUAGUCAAAAAUUAAUUGGAACAGCAGGUUGGUAAGUAUUCAGGCUAAAAAAUAUCAACAUUCUUCAAUUAAACAAGCUUUGUUUAAUUGAAAAGACUUAAGAGUUACUGUCUGCUUUUCUUGACUUAAUACUUUUUAAAUUCUUGGGUUUCUUUGAAAAAGGUUCAACUUUUUCUCAUCAAAACUAGCUUUUCCCCACAAUUAAAUUAUUGGGUUAAACUUACACUAAAAUCUGCUCUGUUUAAAAAAAAAAAAAAAUCUGCUGUUUUUUGGUACAUUAGAUGGGCAGGUUUCAGAUCCUUUUUAAAAAAUAGAUAAUCUAAAUCACUAUCUUACUAAUCAUUUUAAUAUAGCUGCCUUUCCCUCCUUCCUAUGUUUCCAUUUCUUUUCCACACAAAACACAAUCCUUUACCUUCAUAAAGUAUCUAAGGGUUACCAAUACAUUAGGAACGAUUAGAAAUGCUCCCUUCUCUCACGGCGUCUCUCAUUUGCUACAUCCGUGAAAUUCUUGUUUUGAUCAUAAAUGCCUACUAACUCUUUUAAUAUGUGGAGAAAAUAGACUAAGUAGCAGCAGUACUAGACACAGAAAAUACAGUUCAACCGUUGUCUCUACCACCCUGUUGUACAGCUUGCUAGUUUAAUUGCUAUUACUGGUUUAUUGUUUGACCUAAUUAGAUCUUUGAAAAUGGCUGAGAUUUUGCAUGAUAAAUUUUGUGCAACGAUUGGUAUGAUUGUAGUUUCUGAAUGUACACAGAAGUAAGCCUGAAAUAAAAAAGAACAAAAAAAAAAAAGAAGUAAGCCUGAACAUGUUUUAAUAAAAAAAGACUUUGGUCCCUACCUUGAGGAAAUAUGAUAAUAUAUACUAUAACAAAUGAACUUUAUUCUUCUAACACAUUAAGAAUGAUUUGAUUUUUUUCAUGCAGUGAAGUGCAGCUCCUGUGUAUCUUGGUUUAGUAAUCAUUUUAUUUCUUGUCAAUUAUCUGUAUCUUAAUUUUUAUUUGUACCCAAAGAAUCCAGUAUAUGAACAGACUUUUAAAAUAAUUUAUGUAUAUUAUAUAUAUGAAAUGACUUAUACUGAGCUUCCACUUGCAAGUUUAUGGAAAUAUCAGUAUGUCAAAAUAAAUAAAAUGUGAGAUUUUUUUUUUUGGUGUUAGAAGCAUGACUUUUUCUUUUUUUAAUGGAUUCAAAAGUAUUUCUGAACAAAGGUGCAAUACUCUUACUAAAACCCGUUAGCUAGUAAGCCACUGAUUUAUAAAUAAGACAAUUAGAAUGUUAAUGCUUUGAAGAAGAAGAUCUAGAGAUUAAACGUAUAUAUGCAUAUA